CACUACCGAGCUUUGUUGCGAUCUCGGGAAGGAGAAGGAGGAGAGCGAGAGCUUUGGUGAUUGGGAUCUGCUGGUUAUGCAGCAGAGAGGAAGGUGUCUCAAUCGCAGAUCGCGUAGUUUCUCUCGAUCUCGGAUAGCCAUCGAGGGCGCUUGAGCAUUUGGUUUCUCCUCCACCCAUUCUCUCGAUUUGUUGCGUGUGAGAAUGGCUGCGGUUAAUGGUACUAUAGGGUGGAGCUGAGAGGGAGGUGCAGAAGAGUUAUUGGAUGGAGCAUUCCCAGGAUCUGACCGUCGAGGCCAUGAUGCUUGACUCCCGUGCUGCUGAUCUCGACAAGGAAGAGCGUCCUGAGGUUCUUUCCCUACUUCCACCAUUUAAAGGAAAAUCUGUCUUGGAGUUGGGGGCUGGUAUUGGUCGAUUUACCGGUGAAUUAGCAAAAGAAGCUGGCCAUGUUCUAGCACUUGACUUCAUUGAAACUGUAAUUAAGAAGAAUGAAAGUAUUAAUGGACAUUUUGCAAAUGCAAGUUUCAUGUGCGCUGAUGUUACUUCACCAGAGUUAAAGAUAGAAGAUGAAUCUGUGGACUUGAUAUUUUCAAACUGGCUGCUUAUGUAUUUGUCGGACAAUGAGGUUGAAAAUCUGGCAGAAAGGAUGAUUAAGUGGUUAAAGGUUGGAGGAUAUAUUUUCUUUAGGGAGUCUUGCUUUCAUCAGUCUGGGGAUUGCAAGAGGAAAAGUAAUCCAACACAUUAUCGAGAACCAAGAUUCUACACUCAGGUGUUUAAAAAUUGCCAUGCUCACAAUAGUGGUUCAGAUUCCUUUGAACUUUCUCUUAUCACUUGCAAGUGCAUUGGCGCAUAUGCCAGGAACAAGAAAAAUCAAAAUCAGAUAUGCUGGUUGUUCCAAAAGGUCAGAUCAACUGAUGAUAGGGGAUUCCAACGUUUCCUUGAUAGCGUACAAUAUAAAAGUAGUGGAAUAUUACGUUACGAACGAGUCUUUGGAGAAGGCUUUGUGAGCACUGGAGGAAUUGAAACUACGAAGGAAUUUGUGUCAAAGCUGGAACUCAAACCUGGUCAGAAAGUCCUUGAUGUUGGUUGUGGCAUUGGUGGAGGUGAUUUCUACAUGGCAGAAAAGUUUGAUGUUGAUGUGAUUGCCAUUGAUCUCUCUGUAAACAUGAUUUCAUUUGCCCUUGAACGAGCCAUUGGCCUCAAAUGCUCAGUGGAAUUUGAGGUUGCUGACUGCACAAAGAAAACAUAUCCAGAUAAUACAUUUGACGUGAUCUACAGCCGUGACACUAUUCUUCACAUACAAGACAAGCCAUCUUUGUUUAAGGAGUUCUUCAGGUGGCUGAAGCCAGGGGGGAAGGUUCUCAUAAGUGACUACUGCAAGAACCCUGGAACACCAUCUGAGGAAUUCAAAGAAUACAUCAAACAAAGAGGAUAUGAUCUGCAUGAUGUUGGAACUUACGGAAAGAUGCUCAAGGAUGCUGGUUUUCAUGAGGUUGUUGCCGAAGACCGAACAGAUCAGUUUAUUGAAGUUCUUCAGAGGGAGUUGGAUGCUGUUGAGAAGGAAAAGGAUGAAUUUAUUUGUGAUUUCUCAAAGGAAGAUUAUGAUGAUAUUGUUGAUGGAUGGCGAGCAAAGUUGAAGAGAAGCUCAAAAGGUGAACAGAGGUGGGGCUUGUUCAUUGCUAAAAAGAAAUGAACUUUAAGAAGCAAUGGACAUAUUUAAUAAUGAUAUUGUCUAAUAAAAUUGUAUUUGCUUAGCUAUGUUUAUGGUACUAUUAAUUUGCAGUUCACUGUAUCUCGGAAAUGCUGUUAAACUAUAUGCUUUACUUUUUGAAUAAUAAACUUAUAAUAAAGUUGGCUAGCAUCAGCCAACAUGGUUGGCUAAGUGCACCGUUUCUUGGUGGGUUCUUAUGUAGGAUGAGAAGUAAUAUUGUUUGCAAACUUUGUGAAACGAAGUCCCAAAAGGAUUUUCUCGGUUUCACUCAA
Messenger RNA from Dioscorea cayenensis subsp. rotundata (Guinea yam), 1981 nucleotides. Its product is annotated as phosphoethanolamine N-methyltransferase 1-like. The transcript has 12 exons. Gene Ontology annotation, molecular function: phosphoethanolamine N-methyltransferase activity. Gene Ontology annotation, biological process: phosphatidylcholine biosynthetic process. The record is from RefSeq and is a predicted model, not a curated record. Lineage: Eukaryota; Viridiplantae; Streptophyta; Magnoliopsida; Dioscoreales; Dioscoreaceae. Bases 264 to 1691 code for a protein of 475 amino acids.